This is a messenger RNA of Daucus carota subsp. sativus, 1914 nucleotides long. Its product is annotated as vacuolar cation/proton exchanger 3. The record is from RefSeq and is a predicted model, not a curated record. The transcript is spliced from 13 exons. Gene Ontology annotation, cellular component: plant-type vacuole membrane. NCBI's taxonomy places the organism in Eukaryota, Viridiplantae, Streptophyta, Magnoliopsida, Apiales, Apiaceae. Bases 351 to 1652 code for a protein of 433 amino acids. Gene Ontology annotation, molecular function: calcium:proton antiporter activity. Gene Ontology annotation, biological process: calcium ion transmembrane transport; intracellular calcium ion homeostasis.
UCUGAGGAGAAUAAACUUUAGUGUUGGGCAUUAAUUAUGCAGUAGUAAUAGGAAAUGGUCUGCAGUACCGGUCAUUAAUUACUUAAUUAUUACAAUCAUAAUUAAGCACUAAGCAAGACGCUAAGCGAGCUUCUCGGAAGCUUCCUCUUGAAGUCCAUUACAAAUCUCCACAACAGUAUUUCUUUGUAACAGUCUUUCCAUUCAAACUACUACACAUAUACUUACACACGAUUGUAUGUAUAUUUGUUAACUGUUUCAACUAACUUCAUUGUUUCAGCUUCUACAGUGGUUCUAUCUUGUAGAUGCUCAACCAUCUUUGAUUUGAAAUUAAUGCGACUCCAUCACCAGAGAUGGGAUCUAUAGAAGAGAAUAUUGACCUCGAAUCUGAUGAGGAAAUUCCAUUCAGCUCUUCUCAAGCGACCGAUAAAUUGCAAAAUUUUCAUUUUGAAACACCUCGCAGUAUAUUAGAACCAAAUAUAUCCAGUUCAUGGGCCUCAAAUAAUUUGGGAAACAGCCUCAUUCGGAGUAUUUAUAUUGUCUUAAUUAAAGCUAAAAUCAAUGUCUUGCUACCUUUUGGCCCACUAGCUAUACUGCUGCACUACCUUACCGGAAAGCAUGGAUGGGUCUUCUUUUUCACUUUACUGGGUAUUACACCUUUAGCUGAGCGUCUGGGUUAUGCAACAGAGCAACUAGCCUUUUUUACAGGACCGACAGUUGGAGGCCUUCUUAAUGCUACAUUUGGUAACGCAACUGAAAUGAUAAUUUCAAUAUAUGCACUGAAGCAUGGGAUGAUUAGAGUUGUUCAACAAUCAUUAUUGGGGUCCAUCUUAUCGAAUAUGCUCUUAGUGCUUGGGUGUGCCUUCUUCACCGGAGGGAUCAUUCAUUACAAAAAAGUUCAAUAUUUUAAUAAAGCAGCUGCCUUGGUGAACUCAGGUUUGUUGUUGAUGGCUGUCAUGGGUUUACUCUUCCCCGCCGUGCUUCACUUCACAGGUACAGAGGUGCAUUUUGGGAAGUCAGAGCUAGCCCUGUCAAGAUUUAGCAGUUGUAUAAUGUUAGUAGCAUAUGCAAGCUAUCUCUUCUUUCAGCUAAAGAGUCAACCAAAUCUCUAUAAUGCGAUCGAUGAUGACAGAGAGUGUGUUGUCGAAGAUUCCGAGGAUGAAGAAGCCCCUGAGAUUACUAUGUGGGAGGCGAUUGGGUGGCUUUUUAUUUUGACUUUAUGGGUGUCCUUAUUGUCUGGGUAUCUUGUUGAUACCAUACAGGGAGCAUCUGACUCAUGGAAUAUGCCUGUAUCUUUUAUUAGUGUCAUCCUGCUUCCUAUUGUGGGAAAUGCUGCAGAACACGCAAGUGCAAUCAUGUUUGCUAUGAAGGACAAACUUGACAUAACACUUGGAGUUGCAAUCGGGUCAUCUACUCAGAUUUCAAUGUUUGUGAUUCCAUUUUGUGUGGUUAUUGGUUGGUUUAUGGGACAGCCCAUGGACUUGAAUUUUCAACUUUUUGAGACUGCUACACUCUUCAUCACGGUGCUAGUUGUGGCAUUUAUGCUUCAGGAUGGGACGUCGAACUAUUUUAAAGGUUUGAUGCUUAUUCUGAGCUAUCUAAUUGUCGCAGCAAGUUUCUUUGUGCAUGUUGACAAGAUAAACGAAGAUGACUAAUACUUAGAGAAGGGUGUGAUGUUCCACUACUAAUUGGAAAGCACAAGUCAGCAAAAUAUGAUGUUGUUCAAAAGUUCAGCCACUGCUUCUUCCGCGGUCACAGUAAGACUGGAUAAUUUUAUUCUUUGGUCAACUGAAGAAUGGUUUUCAUUGUGUCAGAGAAGAAAUGCGAAGUGUGUAUUCAUUUGUCACGGAUCAUCAUCUUGUAUACAACUCACACAUACGAUGUUAUUUAUACAGGCAAUACUGCUCUUUUACCAGA